Messenger RNA from Catharus ustulatus (Swainson's thrush), 5728 nucleotides. It is a transcript of the gene ROCK2, whose product is annotated as Rho associated coiled-coil containing protein kinase 2. Gene Ontology annotation, biological process: peptidyl-threonine phosphorylation; mitotic cytokinesis; positive regulation of centrosome duplication. Gene Ontology annotation, cellular component: centrosome; cytoplasm; cytoskeleton. Gene Ontology annotation, molecular function: small GTPase binding; Rho-dependent protein serine/threonine kinase activity; ATP binding. The record is from RefSeq and is a predicted model, not a curated record. The coding region runs from base 43 to 4287 and encodes 1414 amino acids. The transcript is spliced from 34 exons. Lineage: Eukaryota; Metazoa; Chordata; Aves; Passeriformes; Turdidae.
GCGCAGUGCCCUCCGCGGGCCCGGCACUAGGCGGGCCGGAGGAUGAGCCAGCAGCCGGCGGGGAAGAUGUCGGCGGCUACCCUGGCGGCCGAAGCGCUGGAGCCGGCGGCGGGGAUGCUCGAGGGCCGGCAGAGGAAGCUGGAGUCCAUGAUCCGCGACCCGCGCUCCCCGGUCAACGUGGAGAGCCUGCUGGACGGCUUGAAUUCUUUGGUCCUUGAUCUGGAUUAUCCAGCGCUGAGGAAGAACAAGAACAUUGAUAAUUUUUUAAAUAGAUAUGAGAAGAUUGUGGAAAAAAUCCGAGCUUUACAAAUGAAAGCUGAAGACUAUGAUGUUGUUAAGGUGAUUGGAAGAGGGGCUUUUGGAGAAGUGCAGCUGGUUCGCCAUAAAAUGACACAGAAGGUUUAUGCAAUGAAGCUACUUAGUAAAUUUGAAAUGAUCAAGAGAUCAGAUUCAGCCUUUUUCUGGGAAGAAAGAGAUAUCAUGGCCUUUGCCAACAGCCCAUGGGUGGUUCAGCUAUUUUGUGCCUUUCAAGAUGACAAAUAUUUGUACAUGGUAAUGGAAUACAUGCCUGGUGGAGAUCUUGUAAACCUUAUGAGCAAUUAUGAUGUGCCUGAAAAAUGGGCCAAGUUCUACACAGCUGAAGUUGUUCUUGCUCUUGAUGCAAUUCACUCCAUGGGCUUGAUACACAGAGAUGUGAAGCCUGACAAUAUGCUUUUAGAUAAGUAUGGACAUCUGAAGCUGGCAGAUUUUGGCACUUGCAUGAAAAUGGAUGAAACAGGAAUGGUGCGCUGCGACACAGCCGUGGGGACUCCUGACUACAUCUCGCCCGAGGUCCUGAAAUCGCAGGGGGGCGAUGGUUAUUAUGGACGGGAAUGUGACUGGUGGUCUGUGGGAGUUUUCCUUUUUGAGAUGUUAGUUGGUGACACUCCUUUUUAUGCAGACUCACUAGUAGGAACAUAUAGUAAAAUUAUGGAUCAUAAGAACUCAUUGCAUUUCCCAGAUGAUGUGGAAAUCUCUAAGCAUGCAAAGAACCUUAUCUGUGCCUUUUUAACUGAUAGGGAUGUGCGACUCGGGAGAAAUGGGGUAGAAGAAAUCAAACAUCACCCUUUCUUCAGAAGUGAUCAGUGGAACUGGGACAACAUUCGAGAGACUGCUGCUCCUGUUGUUCCUGAGCUUAGCAGUGAUAUAGACAGCAGUAAUUUUGAUGACAUUGAGGACGACAAGGGAGACGUGGAAACCUUCCCAAUCCCCAAAGCCUUUGUGGGAAACCAGCUGCCUUUCAUAGGAUUUACCUACUACAGAGAAAAUUUGUUGCUAAGUGACUCCUCUCAGUCUUGCAGAGAAAACGAAUCUGUGCAAUCUAGUAAAAAUGAGGACAGCCAAGAGAAAAUGCUAUCCAAAAACAUCUGCUCCAGUGGAAAGUCUCUGGCUACAGAGCACAGCAAAGGGCCGUUUCAGAAAAAACUAAGCAAGCUAGAAGAACAGCUCAGUAAUGAAUUACAAGCCAAAGAUGAACUAGAACAGAAGUACAGGUCUACAAGUGUUCGUUUAGAGAAGAUAGCGAAAGAGCUCGACGAAGAGAUAACUUCAAGGAAGAAUGUAGAGUCUGCAGUCAGGCAGUUAGAGAGAGAGAAGGCUCUUCUUCAGCAUAAGAAUACAGAAUACCAGAGGAAAGCAGAGCAUGAAGCAGAUAAGAAACGCAAUUUGGAAAAUGAGGUUAACAGUUUGAAAGACCAACUUGAAGAUUUAAAAAAGAGAAAUCAGAACUCUCAAAUAUCCAAUGAAAAAAUCAACCAACUACAAAGACAGUUGGAUGAAGCCAAUUCUUUGCUGCGGUCAGAGUCUGAUACUGCAGCCAGGUUAAGGAAGAACCAGACAGAAAGCACAAAGCAAAUCCAGCAGCUGGAAAUUAAUAAUAGAGAGCUACAAGAUAAGAACUGCCUGCUAGAGAAUGCAAAACUCAAACUGGAGAAGGAGUAUCUCAAUCUUCAGUCAGCUCUAGAAUCAGAAAGGAGAGAUCGAAGUCAUGGAUCAGAAAUUAUCAGUGAUUUACAAGGUCGAAUAUCUAGCCUCGAAGAAGAAGUGAAAAAUGGAAAGAGUGCAUUAGCCAAACUGGAAAUGGAGAAAAGACAAUUGCAGGAAAAGCUCACAGAUUUAGAAAAGGAAAAGAGCAACAUGGAAAUAGAUAUGACAUAUAAAUUUAAAGUUAUGCAGCAGAACCUUGAACAAGAAGAAGCUGAACAUAAAGCCACAAAAGCACGAUUAGCAGACAAAAAUAAGAUCUAUGAGUCUAUUGAGGAAGCAAAAUCUGAAGCUAUGAAAGAAAUGGAAAAGAAACUUCUGGAAGAGAGAGCUUUAAAGCAGAAAGUAGAAAAUCGGCUGUUGGAAGCUGAGAAGCAGCGCUCCAUGUUGGACUGUGAUCUCAAACAAUCGCAACAGAAAAUAAACGAGCUCCUUCGGCAAAAGGAUAUACUCAGUGAGGAUGUAAAAAACUUGACAUUAAAAAUAGAGCAAGAAACACAAAAGCGCUGUCUCACUCAAAAUGACCUCAAGAUGCAAACACAGCAGGUCAACACCUUGAAAAUGUCGGAAAAGCAGUUAAAACAGGAGAACAAUCACCUUCAGGAAAUCAAAUUAAGUCUGGAAAAACAAAACAACGAACUCCGCAAGGAACGUCAAGAUGCAGAUGGACAAAUGAAAGAGCUUCAAGACCAGCUCGAAGCUGAACAGUAUUUCUCAACUCUCUAUAAGACACAAGUUCGAGAGCUUAAAGAAGAAUGUGAGGAAAAGACCAAAAUUUGUAAAGAAAUGCAGCAAAAGAUACAAGAGUUACAGGAUGAAAGAGAUUCCUUGGCUGCUCAGCUAGAGAUUACUUUGACAAAAGCAGAUUCAGAACAACUUGCCCGUUCCAUUGCUGAAGAACAGUACUCUGAUUUGGAAAAAGAGAAGAUUAUGAAAGAGCUGGAGAUUAAAGAGAUGAUGGCAAGGCAUAAACAGGAACUUACUGAGAAAGAUGCCACCAUAGCCUCGUUGGAGGAAGCAAAUAGGACACUAACUAGUGAUGUGGCUAACCUUGCUAAUGAGAAAGAAGAACUAAACAAUAAACUGAAGGAAGCACAAGAACAAAUUACAAAGCUAAAAGAAGAAGAAGCAAAUGUAGGAAAUAUUAAAGCACAAUUUGAGAAACAGCUGUUGAAUGAAAGAACAUUAAAAACCCAGGCUGUGAAUAAAUUGGCUGAAAUCAUGAAUCGGAAAGGUCCAGUCAAACGUGGAGCUGACACUGAUGUACGGCGGAAGGAGAAGGAAAAUAGGAAGCUGCAUAUGGAACUGAAGUCUGAACGAGAAAAGUUAACCCAGAUGAUGAUCAAAUAUCAGAAGGAAAUAAAUGAAAUGCAGGCACAAAUAGCAGAAGAGAGUCAGAUACGAAUUGAACUGCAGAUGACUCUGGACAGCAAAGACAGUGACAUUGAACAGCUUCGUUCCCAGCUGCAGUCACUGCACAUUGGGCUGGACAACAGUAGCAUAGGCAGUGGACCUGGAGAGGCUGAAGCAGAUGAUGGAUUCCCUGAAUCAAGACUGGAAGGCUGGUUAUCAAUGCCUGUUAGAAAUAACACUAAAAAAUUUGGAUGGGUUAAAAAGUAUGUAAUUGUAAGCAGCAAAAAGAUCCUGUUCUAUGACAGUGAACAAGACAAGGAACAAUCUAACCCCCAUAUGGUAUUGGAUAUAGACAAACUCUUCCACGUCCGACCAGUCACUCAGACUGAUGUGUACAGAGCAGAUUCCAAGGAAAUUCCUAGGAUAUUCCAGAUCCUAUAUGCUAAUGAAGGAGAGAGCAAAAAGGAACAGGAAUUUCCUGUGGAGCCCAUGGGAGAGAAGUCAAAUUACAUUUGCCACAAAGGACAUGAGUUUAUACCUACUCUUUACCACUUCCCAACCAAUUGUGAAGCUUGCAUGAAGCCACUGUGGCACAUGUUUAAACCUCCUCCUGCUCUGGAAUGUCGCCGCUGCCAUAUCAAAUGUCACAAAGAUCACAUGGAUAAAAAAGAAGAGAUUAUAGCACCUUGCAAAGUGUACUAUGAUAUUUCUACGGCAAAGAAUCUACUACUGUUAGCAAAUUCUACAGAAGAACAGCAGAAAUGGGUGAGCCGACUGGUGAAAAAGAUACCCAAGAAGCCUCCAGCACCAGACCCCUUUGCUCGAUCUUCUCCCAGAACUUCCAUGAAGGUACAGCCAAACCAAUCCAUCAGACGACCAAGUCGACAGCUUCCUCCAAACAAACCAAGCUAACUGCUUUCCGUGAAUGCAGACACAGUCAAGGUGAUAAUUUUCUUCCUGUUACAGCAAGACUGAAACAUAUCCCAAAAUAUAUUAAAAAUAUAUAUUUUCCUGAGAGAUUGUGCUAUAUAUAUCAGAGGUUUACAUUUUUGCUGCAAUAUAAAUUACUAAUCUCUGAGGGUUUUCCUGUAUUCUCCCGAGUGACUGAUCAGUUGAGGAAUGGUUGGUAAAUAGUCAAAGGAUAUGUUAAGUAACCUUUUAAACUCUGUUCCACAAAAGCUUUCUUGGCAAGACACAUACACUACAUUUCAUAAAAGGAUCAAGAGGAAUGAGUAUUGAAAUGGAAGAAACUGACUUUUCAGCUUUCGUAAUGAUGCCACCAGCAUGUCUGCAAGUAGAACCAGAGGAAGAUCCACCAUAGUGAUAUAGACUGCAUCUGUAAGAAGUGACCAUUAUACUGUGUAUAUAUAUUGUACUGUAAUACUGCAAGAGGGUUUUAAAAAUCUUUCCACUUUAUUUUUUUAUGCUUAUUAAUCAGAUACCGUUACUUAUUGCAGUUGCAACUAUGCACUUGUAUAAAGCCAUAAUGUUGAAGUUUAUAUCAUUCAUACACAUCUAUCAGAAGCUGCAUGUCAGUGUUCAGCAGCUAGUAUAGGUUUGAAGUAUAUACUAGUUUCAGCUACGUCAUCAUGUGCAGUCCCCUUUUACCUAAUUGCCUUAAUUUAAUUUUUUUUCAAGUUCUUUUCCCAUUCUUUCUAUUUAAGGAAAAAGAAAGUUUACCAGCUCUUAGGAUGCAGUUUUGCUUUGUGGCAGAAAAAAUAGUGCACUAUUUUUACACCUAGUAAGUUUAUCAGUUUCAACCUAUUUUGAAUGUAUAUCAACUGGUUUUAAGGGUGGAGAAGUGUUGUUACAGAAAUAAUGUCUGAGAGCAUGGGAUUUACCAGACCAUUUGCUUGUGCAUGUAACUGCUCAUCCAGCCCUUUUUACAAACCUCAAUACUAGUUAUUGACUUAUAUUAACCCUCAUUAAGUGCUAUGAAACUUCAUUUUGCCUUGUUUUUGCAUACUCUCCUAGAUGUGGGGUUUUUUUUAUUUCUGGAAAAUAAAAUAUCUGUGACUAUUUUUACAUUUCGCAACACAAUAUCCAAGGACUGUCACAAACUUUAAGAAAAGUAAAACAUACUGUAGAUGUAUUUUAAAGUUGUAAUCUCGUUCUCUAGCACAUAGCUGUAGGCAUAGAUAAAUAUUUCAGUAGUGUGUUUUGAGAACUGAUAGCUGGGAAGAAAGGGCCUCAGAGGCACUUAAUCUGACUUUUUUUUAAACUUGGAGUUGUACAAAAAAUAUUUAUGUGGGCUCAUUCAUGAUGUGUUCAUAAUUAUCCCAGAAAAUGCAUGUUUUAUACAACUACAGUAUGUGAUGUUAAACAUAUUGACAGUAAAAAAUGUAGUCUCCUA